GUAAAAUGUUAUUGUAUCCAAAUGGGAAAAAAAGUUUUAUUAUAAUUAGAAAUGGAUCGCUCUGCCUUGACAAGCUGCGGGAGGUGAGCGCCAGGGGGCGCUCGCGGGUAGCGUGAGGCGCCAACGCUGAUGGCGGGGCUGAGCAUCGGGCCUGGUCUCGUCUCGGCAUGAUAGCGGUGCUCAGGCGAAUGAUGAGCAGCGUUGUGGCUCGCCGGUUGCAGGCCCGUCAGGUGCUGUGCGUGGCCGAGAAAAAUGACGCGGCUAAAGCCAUUGCGGAGAUCAUGUCGGCCGGACGCUUCCGUAGGAGAGAAGGGCUUUCAAAAUUCAACAAGAUCUAUGAAUAUGAGUGUAAUCUGUUUGGUCAGAAUGUUGCUAUUGUGAUGACUUCUGUCUCAGGUCACUUACUUGAGAUGGAAUUUAAAGCACCUUUUCAGAAAUGGUGCAGCUGUAACCCUGUGACCCUUUUUGAAGCUGAGAUCGAGAAGUAUUGCCCGGAGAACUAUGUGGACAUUAAGAGAACCCUGGAGCGAGAAGUGAGGAAAUGUCAGGCUCUGAUCCUUUGGACUGACUGUGAUCGUGAAGGGGAGAACAUUGGAUUUGAAAUAGUUCAUGUGUGUAAAGCAGUGAAGCCCAACCUGCAGGUGCUCCGAGCGCGGUUUUCUGAGAUUACACCUCAUUCCAUCAGACGAGCCUGUGAGAAUCUCGGGGAACCCGAUCAGAAAGUCAGUGAUGCCGUUGAUGUAAGGCAGGAGUUGGACCUUCGGAUAGGUGCUGCUUUCACCCGGUUUCAGACCUUGCGUCUACAGAAAAUAUUUCCAAAUGUGCUGGCAAAUCAGCUCAUCAGCUAUGGCAGCUGCCAGUUUCCAACACUGGGGUUUGUGGUUGAACGCUUCAAAGCGAUCCAGGCUUUUAUUCAGGAAAUAUUCUAUAAAAUCAAAGUUACUCAUGAGAAUGAAGAUGGUAAUGUAGAAUUUAACUGGAAGCGACAUCGGCUUUUCAACCACACAGCAUGCCUUGUACUUUACCAGAUUUGCAUGGAGGAUCCAGUUGCUACUGUAUUUGAUGUCUUUACUAAACCGAAGAGCAAAUGGAGACCUUUGCCUCUUGACACUGUGGAAUUGGAGAAACUGGCUUCAAAGAAGUUGAAGAUCAAUGCAAAGGAGACGAUGAGAAUAGCAGAGAAGUUAUACACACAAGGGUAUAUCAGCUACCCUCGUACAGAAACCAAUAUCUUCCCCAAAGACCUGAACCUCACCCUUCUGGUGCAGCAGCAAACCGUGGACCCGCACUGGGGGACAUUUGCUCAGGGUAUUUUGGACGGAGGUGGGCCAAGGCCUCGAAAUGGAAAUAAAUCUGACCAGGCUCAUCCACCAAUACAUCCAACUAAAUAUACUAACAACCUGCAGGGAACUGAGCAGCGUCUUUAUGAGUUUAUUGUCCGACACUUCCUAGCGUGUUGCUCCCAGGAUGCACAGGGACAGGAAACGACAGUAGAAAUUGACAUUGCAGGAGAACGUUUUGUUGCUCAUGGACUUAUGAUCAUUGCACGGAAUUAUCUUGAGGUUUAUCCAUAUGACAAAUGGAAUGCUAAGAUUAUACCAGUAUAUGAGAGAGGGAACAAGUUCCAACCCACCACUAUCGAGAUGGUCGAUGGAGAGACAAGUCCACCCCAGCUUUUGACUGAGGCUGAUCUUAUUGCUCUGAUGGAGAAGCAUGGCAUAGGGACUGAUGCCACUCAUGCAGACCACAUUGAGACGAUCAAAUCCCGAAUGUACGUGGGCUUGACUCCAGAUCAACGAUUCCUCCCAGGGGAAUUGGGAAUGGGUCUAGUGGAGGGGUAUGAUUCCAUGGGAUACGAGAUGUCCAAGCCAGAUCUACGCGCUGAGCUUGAGGCAAAUCUGAAACUGGUUUGUGAGGGGAGGAAGGACAAGUUUAGUGUGCUGCAAGAGUAUGUUCAGAAAUACAAGCAGGUAUUCAUCGAAGCCGUGACAAAAGCAAAGAAGCUGGAUGAGGCUCUGUCACAUUACUUGGGAGAAAGGACAGAAUUCACACAGUCUGAAGAGUUCUUGAUGGAGAUUUCAGAACCUGUUCGAAAAUGCCCCCAGUGUGCCAGGGACAUGGUUCUCAAACCAAAGAAAGAUGGAGGGUUUUACCUUUCGUGUACGGGGUACCCGAGCUGCAGGUCUGCAGUCUGGUUUCCUGAUUCUGUCCUUGGGGUCAACAGGGAUGACAGCAUUUGUCCCACUUGUAAACCACACCCAGUUCACAGGUUAAAGUUUAAGUUCAAACGAGGCAGUGUGCCUCCUUUAGUCCCCUUGGAGUUCGUUGGUUGUAUUGGGGGUUGUGAUGAGAUGUUGAGGGAGAUCCUGGACCUGAGGUAUUUACAUGGAGCGUCACAUUCAAACAGUCAAACUGCCAACCAAUCGUCACAGAACAGAACAGAGAAUCAGCUGCGGGAUCGCGUACAUAGUAGGAACAACAAUCCAGAUCUGGCUGUGCCAACUGUGUCCAUGGGCCGAGUAUCCAGGACUGUACAAUCAGUGCUGGCAAGUGAUGAUAAUGUAGUUGUGUGCAACUGUGGCCAAAGUGCCCUGCUUCUGACUGUCCGCAAGGACGGACCAAACCAGGGACGGAAGUUCUACAAGUGUAGUGUGGGCACAUGCAACUUCUUUCUGUGGGCUGAGCAGGAUGUUGAAGAAUCGGGAAGUUGUGGAGGAGCCGUCAGCAGAAGGAAUGUGACCCCAGGUGCCGGCUAUUUCCGUCAAGCUGAGAGCAGAGGGACAUCUGGCAAAGGGGAAGCAGUGUGCAUGUGCAACCAGCCAGCUGUCACACGCACAGUACAGAAAGACGGACCCAACAAGGGACGGGCAUUCCACACCUGCUCCAAACCCAGAGAACAGCAGUGUGGCUUCUUCGAAUGGGCUGAUGAGAAUGCUUUACGUGGUUCAGUAAGUAAUCGGCGGGAUGGAAAUUCUUUUCAGAAUGGUCCCACAGCAAAGAAGCCACGGACCUGUGGGUUGUGCCAUCAGCCGGGACACACCAGGACAAAGUGCCCCCAAAACCGGUGACUCUUCUUAUCCUCACAUCAGUGAUAUUUUAUCAUAAGCUGGAGGGCUGCCUGCAGAGAAAUCCAUCAGCUUCAUCAAAGUUCUGAUCUUUCUCACAAAAACUAACCAAGCCCUUCAUAAGGAGCUCUACAUUCUGUUAUAUUGAAUGUAGAGUUUUGAGAGCUCUUGUUCAAAGAGGGACGGUGAAUUACAUGCGCAGUGUCAUCUCAUGUGCUGGAUCCAAAGAGAUAAAGAAUGAAAUUCAUUACUUAACACUACCUUCAGAUGCAGCUGCUCUGUAUCCUCCAUUGCUGGAUUUUAUUCUUGGAAUAACAUUGCAACUUCUGUCAAACAAAGUUUUCUGGAGAUGGUACAUUUUAGAAUUUGGAAAUGGGAGGUGUGGAGGAGCUCUGAGGAACAGUACUUUAAAAGUUAGUUGGAUGCUCAGGAUUUAAUUUUUGAUUUCAACUUCUUGAAUUGAGAAGAUAACUUUUGGUUAUGUCACAGGGUUAUUUGAGAGUUUAAGUUCCAGUACUGGGGCACGGUACUAAUUCAUUAUCUAAAUAUUGUAGGUACAAAAGUCUAUAGUAACUAAGAGUAGAUGCAGGGGUUCACUGUAUAAUUCAAGAAUGUAACACGAGUGGGAAUGAUCUAUCAUAGUGUGACAUGAGGCUGCUUUAACAGUGUGAACAUCUCUGUAACCUACAUAUUGGGUAUGUGCAUUGAGCCAUGGACAAACGUUGUACUAUAGAGAAGAAAGUUCUUGAAGAGUUGGAAUUGUAUGAAAUCCAGAAUAUACUUAGACAUUUGAGAAUUAAACUUA
Messenger RNA from Mobula hypostoma (lesser devil ray), 3870 nucleotides. RefSeq names its product DNA topoisomerase III alpha (gene top3a). Gene Ontology annotation, molecular function: DNA binding; DNA topoisomerase type I (single strand cut, ATP-independent) activity; zinc ion binding. Lineage: Eukaryota; Metazoa; Chordata; Chondrichthyes; Myliobatiformes; Myliobatidae. The coding region runs from base 168 to 3068 and encodes 966 amino acids. The transcript has 20 exons. Gene Ontology annotation, biological process: DNA topological change. The record is from RefSeq and is a predicted model, not a curated record. Gene Ontology annotation, cellular component: chromosome; nucleus.